CGCAGCACCUCCUGGAGAGCUCCAAGAUGGGCGACGGCGCCUUCGUGCCCACCUUCCUCAGCACCUUCCGCGCCUUCGCCCGACCCCACGACGUCCUGCGGCUGCUGCUGGCGCGGAUGGAGGAACUGGGGGGGGCUCUCGGGGGACCCCGACACCCCGGCGGCGGCUGAGGCCAAGCGGGCGCUGGCAGAGCUGCUCCCCCGUUGGCUCCAGGAUUACCCCGAGGACUUUGGGGACGCGGCGGCCGUGGGGUUGGCGGAGCGUUUGGGGGCGGUUUUGGGGCCGGACGCGGCCGUGGGGCAGUGGCUGCGGGAGCUGCGGGACCCCACAGUGCCCCCCGACCCCCCCGGGGACCCCUAUGGGGACGGGGAUGGGGACGCGGACCCUCUGGAGAUCCUAUCCUUCCAGGCACAGGAGGUGGCCGAGCAGCUCACGCUGACCGAGGCGGAGCUGUUCCUCCGCCUGCGCCCCUAUGAGUGUUUGGGGUCGCUGUGGUCCCAAAGGGACAAGAAGGGCGGCCAUGGCGGCUGUCCGUCCGUCCGCGCCACCGUGCGCCACUUCAACCGCGUGGCGGCCGCCGUCGUCACCUCCUGCCUGGGGGGCGCGGGGCUGCGGCCCCCCCAGAGGGCGCGGCUGCUGGAGAAGUGGAUCCGGGUGGCGCAGGAGUGCCGCGCACUGCGGAACUUCUCGUCGCUGUGCGCCAUCAUCUCAGCUCUGCAGUCCAACCCCAUCCAUCGGCUGCGGCACUCCUGGGGGGAGAUCAGCCGCGAUGCGCAGCGCAGCUAUGAGGAGCUCAGCGCCCUCUGCUCCGAGCAGAACAACUUCAGCGCCAGCCGCCGCCUGCUGCUGGGCGUUGUCCCCUAUUUGGGGACGUUCCUGCGGGACCUGGUGAUGCUGGAUGCCGCCAUGAAGGACGAGGUGGAGGACGGGUGGAUCAACUUCGAGAAGCGCCGCAAGGAGUUCGAGGUGUUGGCGCAGCUGUCGGCCCUGCAGUCUUCGUGCCGUUCGUACCGCCUGCAGCCCCGGCCCCACUUCCAGCGCUGGCUGUGGGGGCUGCGAGUCCUGCCUGAGGGGCACAGCCACACCCUCUCGUGUGCCAUCGAACCUCCGGGGCCGCCCCCGCUGUCCCCGCGCCCCCCCCGCCCCACGUUGGUCAUCACGCACUGCACCGACCCCCUCCCCCCAGAGGUGACCCCAACGGUGCCGUGGGAGCGGCCGUGUCCCGCAGCACUGCUGGGGGCGCCCCCACGGGAGACCCCAACAUUGGCGCAGCGCCCCAAAUGGCCGUCAGUCUCAUCUCUGGACGCCCCCCCCGCCCCCGCCGCCCCCCCGGCGCCCCCCCCGGCGCCGUCGCUGUCCCCCCCCCGCUGCCACCGCCGCUCUGCGUCCUGCGGAGCCGCGCUGUCCCCAUCGGGCAGCGACUGCCGCAUCGUCCGCGUCCGCAUGGAGCUGCACAACGGGAGCCUCUAUAAGAGCAUCCUGAUCACCAGCCAGGAGAAGACCCCCGCAGUGGUGACCAAAGCACUGGAGAAGCACGGCCAGGGGGGGGGCUCAGCCCCCCAAUUCCAACUGGUGCAGCUGCUGCCCGACCACCGCGAGCUCCCCCUGCCGCCCUCCGCCAACGUCUUCUACGCCAUGAGCGGGCAGAGCUGCGACUUCGCGCUGCGGCCGCGCGGACCCCAACCCCAAUAAAGGCGUUAUGGCGUUAA
Molecule: messenger RNA, 1709 nt
Organism: Gallus gallus (chicken)
Lineage: Eukaryota; Metazoa; Chordata; Aves; Galliformes; Phasianidae
Gene: RGL2
Product: ral guanine nucleotide dissociation stimulator-like 2
Exons: 14
Biological process (GO): Ras protein signal transduction; positive regulation of GTPase activity
Cellular component (GO): plasma membrane
Molecular function (GO): guanyl-nucleotide exchange factor activity
Source: RefSeq, a predicted model, not a curated record